CGCCACGUGACCGGCCGGGGGUCACGGGCGCCCGCCAGGAGCGGCCUCGUGCGGUCCGGUCCGGUCCCGGGCGCUCCUGACGCGGCUCCCGGGCGCUUGCGUCCCGCCGGCGGCUAUGAGGGCGCUGGCCCCGCGCUGGGCAGCCCUAGCUGUGCGGGCGGCGGGCGGGCGGUGGGCGCCGCCCGUCCCCCGCCGCGGUCGCAGCGGCCCCGGUUCUUCCCCGCCACGGGAGUGGGCACUGUCGGUGAGCCCGCGGGGGCGGCUGCGGGUGCGGCUGCCGUGCCAGGUGAACGUCCGCCCGCUGGACCCGCAGCGCUGCCCGGGCGCGGACAGGGUGCUGGUGGCCCUGAGCGGCGGCAGCCCCGCGCGCCGCGGGCGGGAGCGGGACCCGGUGCGGGUGGAGCACGACGAGGAGCUGGGGCAGGUGGCGAUCGUGGCGGAUGGCGUGGACAGCAAGGCCACCGUGGACGUCCGGACACCGGUGAAGUUCGAUUUGGAUAUCAAAACAUCAGGGACUGGCUGCGUGAAGAUUCAGAAAAUAGAAUGUGAUAACUGCAAAAUAGAAACAGAGAAGGGGACUAGUGUCUUGCAGUCAAUAAAGAGCCAUAAAAUUGAUAUACGGACAAAUGGUGGCAAAGUAAUUGGUCUUGGAACACUUUAUGGAAAUACAGAUAUUUGUGCAACUGAGAAGGGGAGUGUAAAUAUAGAGAAGCUGCAGGGGWCAGCCAUCAAUAUAUCUACUGAAGAUGGGCUGCUGAAAACGAAGUAUCUGUAUGCAGAAUCAGCAUCUCUCUCUUCAGAAUCYGGUGAUAUUAUGCUGGGCARUGUUCAUGGUAAUACCAGCCUUCAGACCAAAAGAGGGAGUAUCACAGUAGAUUCAUCAGAUGGGAGUCUAAAAGCUUCUACAUAUCAUGGGACGAUAGAUGUUUAUGUCAGUCAAUUAAGAAAAGUGGAUCUGAAAUCCCAGAAAGGUUCAAUUACAGUCAAGGUACCUGAGUCCCUCAAAGCCUAUUUAGAGCUGUCUGGAAGAAAAGUGGAUGUGAGCUCAGAGAUCCAGUUAAAAGAAACACAGAGUGACUCCAAAGAUGACCACGUGACUCUAAGUGGUCACAUGAAUCAAAGGGAUGAAACAGACAAAUGGAUUAAGGCUGACACACAAAAUGGCAAAGUGUAUCUUAAAAGCCAAAGCUGGAUCCAGUCUGUCAAGCUSAAGAGUUCUUAAAGGUGAAAUAGGCCAAAGAGAUUAAAUCAAGAAACUACAAAGGAACAGUUCUGUAAAAUUAUGAAACUUUUUUUGAUGUAUAUUCUUAAUAUAAAAGAGAAACAAUAUUAAAAAUCAGAGCAUUUUAACCCAAGAUUUGCCUGUGACAAUGCUGGUGCUAAACAGUCUGGUUUACUUUUAGUGCCUUUUAUGAGCAAGAUGAUCUUACAUAUUCCUAAUUUAUAUAACUUGACCCAGUUACCAUAUCAGUUUAAAAGCUCAUAGCUUUCAAACAAAAGUUUGGAGUUGUCAUUUAAAAAUAAAUAAAAAAUAAAAAAACAAAAAUGUUUUCAACACUUCCAAGAUUACAUGCUUUGCAAGCUCUCAUACUUUUAAAUUAAAUGUCUCAGUCCUGUGGGAAUUCUGCUGGUUUGUGCCGAAUGCAGUGAGUUUUCUUCAGCCAAACGAUAUCGUGGAUAGGAUAAAAUAAGUUUCAGACCUGUAGUUCUUACGUGAAACCCCUUUGGUGUUUGAAUACUGAGCAGUUUCUGCCUGGCCAGUGGGUACUCAAUGUGUAAAAAUAAUCUGUGAAAUGGCAGAACUUACUCURUGUCAUCCUGAACUGCUUGUUGUGGGUAGAAAUAACAACUCUAGCUGUGUCUACCACUGCUCAUCUGCAAAGAAAAGCUUUUAAAAUAAAUAAAAGUGCAAUGGAUCUGGCUGAGUUCAAGGAGGAGCUCUCCCCCAACUGGACUUCAGGUAAGAAUCCACAGGAACAUUCCUCUGAAGGAAGAUCUGCUGUACAAUGGAAGCGUUGGCCUGGUAACUGAGAACUGGAAUCUCUUUGCUGUGUUUGCAGCAACUUAGAGCUCUGUCCUGCAGAGCUGCCAGCUCUUGGGGGCAGGAAGGCAGAGGAGGGAGGGGAGAGGAGCGGGUAGACCCUGCACAAGGGCACAAUUGAUUGUUGUGGAGRAGUCUGUGUCACUCAAUACAAACASAGUAAAGUAAAUGGAGCUUUUAGAAGCCUUUCCAUACCUCUGUAUGRCACCUUAUAAAAGAAGCAGUGAAAUUGGUGUUUUAAACUGAAAUGUAAGAAUCCCUGCCAGCUGAGUGGAUGGAGAGUAGCAGAGAGUUCAGACUCUCAGCUGAGGCUUUAGGUUGUGUAUGUAUGUGUAUGUACUUCAUAAUGGUACCUUAUGAAGGGAACUUCUGCYUUGCCACAGAAUUCCCCAGGAGGUAUAAUUGCCCCUGGCUAAUUGACUUCAAGAGCAUCAUUUCUGCUGUAAUUCAGGGUGGUUAAAAACUCCACAUUCUGUUUACUGUUGUGUGUACUGUUUGUUGGGAUGAGGUAGGCACUGAAGCGUAUGGAAAACUGUAUGUACUUUUAGUAUAAACAAUAAUAUAUAAACAAUUUCUUAUAGUAUUACUAAAGGCAUUACAAUAUUACUAGAUAUGAGUUACUAUACUUUUUUUAAAGUUACAAAUUUAAUAAAUUUAUAAAGGUUAUGGAUAUCCUGAAAAUUUUUUGAAACAAAUUAUUUCUAUGCCCUGCUGCAGCCAGAGUGAAAACAGCACCUCCAAAUUCACACCACGUGAAAACAUAAAAACAGUCUGGUAGAUAUUUUACAAGAUCGAAUCCAUUUAAUGGUCCCA
Molecule: messenger RNA, 2854 nt
Organism: Malurus melanocephalus (red-backed fairy wren)
Lineage: Eukaryota; Metazoa; Chordata; Aves; Passeriformes; Maluridae
Gene: FAM185A
Product: family with sequence similarity 185 member A
Exons: 8
Coding region: 116-1222 (368 amino acids)
Source: RefSeq, a predicted model, not a curated record